Messenger RNA from Camelina sativa (false flax), 418 nucleotides. RefSeq names its product Cysteine-rich protein. The record is from RefSeq and is a predicted model, not a curated record. NCBI's taxonomy places the organism in Eukaryota, Viridiplantae, Streptophyta, Magnoliopsida, Brassicales, Brassicaceae.
UAUAUAUACAUGAACAAUAUCUUCAUAGAGGAAAAAUCGUGUUUUAAUUAAAAUAAUUGAGAAUCGAAGAGAGUUUGAAGAUGGGUUCUUCCAAAUUGUUGAUUGCAUUCACUCUCGUGGUUGUGAUGGCCAUUUCCUAUGACCUCUUCGAUGGAAUAGGAAUAAAUGCAAGAACUGUGCCUCCGACUUGCUACGAAAGUUGUAACGCAACAUUUCAUAGUCCAGAAUGUAACAAAAUGUGUGUAGGAUUGGCUUAUAAAGAUGGUAGCUGCAUGUAUCCUCCCCCUGCCCUUGAUGGUCCUCCUCAGAAGCGACCUUACUUUCCUCGUUGUUGUUGUAACCCUAUCAUUCUUCCACCUCCUUCUCUUUGAUCAAUAUAUUUCCUUUAAUUUAUAGAUUUUGUUUUAAAGACAUAUCU